AUGGAUCCCUCACAGCAUCACCAACAUCACCACCCCCGAACCCACCACAAGUCGCUGUCACAGCAGCAGUCGUCGUCGUCCCUCUCGAUGACGGCUCGGCCAACUCCUCCGCUGUACACGCACCUCCCCCCUUCCGCCUCCAUGCCUUUGAGGACCGCGAACAGUACUCCCAUGUCUUCUCCAGGCCUCUUCAGCCCUUCGGGCUCUCGACAAAACCUGUACACUUCGGUUUCCGAGAGCAACACCCCAAUCAACCUGGGCGGUAGCCCUCUUCUGCACCCGUUGCAGAUGCACAGAGUCAGAGAAACCCACAAGGCUCUCAUUGACUCAGACACCACUACCGGCCGGAAAACCAUCAACCAGUAUCAGGUGAUUGAGGAGAUUGGCCGGGGCAUGCACGGAAAGGUCAAGCUGGCUCGAAACAUGGAGACCGGCGAGAAUGUGGCCAUCAAGAUCAUUCCGCGAUUUUCUAAGAAACGACGACUCGGUAGGGUCACCGCCAAGUCCCCGCAGGACAAGACCAAGAAGGAAAUCGCCAUUCUCAAGAAGAUCCGACAUGAAAACGUCGUCGCCCUCCUCGAAGUUAUCGACGAUCCGGAACUUAAGAAGAUCUACAUGGUUCUCGAGCACGUCGAACUUGGUGAAGUGGUCUGGCGCAAGAAGGGUCUCCCACAUAUCUGCCAAUUCGAACGGAGACGCAUCGAGCGCGAGAUGCGAGGCGAGCCUCAGACUCCCGAAGAGCAAAAAUACGAGGAGAUUCUCAACCACCGACAGGCACUCAAGAACCUGAAGCGGGCGAGGAUGGCUCAGAACUACAACCCCCAGACAGAUCAUUGGAGCGCCGAGCAUGGUACCGAUGAGCCUAGCAGCAGCCUGGGCAGCCAUUCUCGCAUAUCCUCUCGGGAAGAUUUUGCCUUCAGCGACGAAAUACCAUCUCGCCCUGUUUCGCGUCAGACCUCCCGCGCUGAGUCGAUGGGCCACUCACGGUCUCGGUCUGCCAUCUCAUCUACCCGAGCAAUCGAUGACGACGAGGCUAUCGACUGGGAAGACGAUUUCGAGACCCCUGGUCUCCGUUCAAACCAGUCCUCAAGCAUCGCCCUGGACGGAGCCAUGUACGGUGCCUACUACGAGGAUGGCUUCCGAGGCCGCUCACCCAGUAUGGCCGACUCCAUCAUCUCCCACAUGUCCUCCAUCGACUUCAACCCGCAACAACAGCACGACCCAUUCUCCGAUGAUUUCUCGUACGUUCCCUGCUUCACGUUUACGCAGGCACGGUCCACGUUCCAAGACACCGUUUUGGGAUUGGAGUACCUACACUACCAGGGCGUUGUGCAUCGAGAUAUUAAGCCUGCAAACCUUCUCUGGAGUAAGGAGCACCGAGUUAAGAUAUCCGACUUCGGAGUCUCCUACUUUGGCCGACCCAUUCGCGAUUACGAUUUCGAGACUGUCUCGGAGUCGGAGGCCAGGGAUUUCGAUGACGACCUCGAGCUUGCCAAGACGGUUGGAACCCCUGCGUUCUUCGCCCCGGAACUGUGUUACACCGACAUCGACCAAGCGCAGCCCAGGGUGUCUGAGCAAAUUGAUGUCUGGUCUCUGGGAGUAACGCUGUACUGCCUGAUCUACGCCCGCAUCCCUUUCCUUGCCGAGGAUGAAUUCCAGAUGUUCCGCAAGAUUGCCACCGAGGACGUGUACAUUCCUCGCCGUCGUCUCAAGCCUGUUCACCCUUCAACUUCGCCAACGGUCACGUCUCUCUACAAGCGACAGAACAUUGCACCGUACCGAGACGACAACGAUCUUGACUACGAGGAGGUUGAUAACCUGUUGGUUGACUUGCUCCGCCAGAUGCUCACGAAGAACCCCGAGAAGCGAAUCCGACUACGAGACAUCAAGCGACACCCCUGGGUCGUCCAGAACCUCGAAAACCCAAUUGGGUGGCUCGACGACACCGAUCCCGCGAGACCUUCAUCCGGUCGCAGGAUCCAGGUCGACGAGAGAGAGAUGUCCUCUGCCGUCGUUCCGCUCACCUUUCUUGAGCGUGCCCGUUCGGUUGUUAAGAAGGCCGUGGGCAAGGUCAUGCACCCCCUGGUGGAGCGCAGCGACAGCAGGACACGGCAUCGAGCUACAAGCAGUGCCGCCAGCGAGGCCGGUGAUAGUAUGUAUAACAACGUACCGCCCACGCCUCAUCAGAAUUUUCGUGACCAACGCCGCAAAAGCCUCCGCCCCGACGAUUAUUUUUCAACCGCCAUCCGCGAGGCUGGCUCGACUCCGGAACAUCCCCUCUCCAUCAGCCAGACAGCCAGCACGCAGCCGGGAUCAGUAGUCUACGACCCACUUGCGACAGUGUUGCCGUCCGUCGACACACCCCGAGGACAUUCUCAUGCCCAAAGCGAGACGACUGAGUCACCUUACGACGCUGAAAGGUCCAAUUCUCCUGCUUCUCUCUGGCCGUUUCAUCGACACGCCCAUAGCCAUGGCCACAACCUCGGCCUUGGGAGGGCAACCAACAACUGGCUGCAUCUCGCACCCGCCUUGCCUGUCUCACGGACAACCCCCACAACUCCUAGCUUUUCCCCGCAGAUGGAUGGCUUAGAGGAGAUCAGAAGCGAGACGGCCCGCAAGGCCCGCGACAUGGGAUCAGGAAUGGACGAGAGCUCUCGAGCACGCUCCGUGGACCGCGGGCUCUUUGCCAGCGCGGACAAGCGAGCCGAGCCCCAGGUGGCACUGAGCACUGCAGUCGCCCCCGGCAAACCUUCUCGUUACAACCGGCCUAUCCGAUCCGUCGAUCUCGGUCGGGGCGUGCCGGAACAAGUACUGGGAUCUCCACUCGCCUUGUCUCUCAAGUCGGCCGCUGGGUACCAGCAUAGCCAAGCACACUCCGAUCCCAACUUCCUCAUUCGACCGCUUCCUGUGAUUGACGGUAGGCCACCGACCGCUCACCGUGUCGACAUCACCCCUUUAUCACUUGAGAACUGCAUGGACAAGGCCACCGAUCCCAUCGCCAUCCCAUGCCCGCCCUCACCAGAUACAGAGGAAUGGGAGCGAAACCAAAGCACCCCAUCACGGGGAGAUACCAUGCCGACGACCAAGUCGUCAAGCACCGAGUCGAUGGCGGGCUUUGGAACGCCUCUGACUAGCCCUAGUGAGCUGACAAGCCCAAUCUCUGCGUUGCCCUCGACGGCGAGCACGUCGGAGCGGAUGCUUGCUUUCCAGUCAGACCCAUCCCUACCAGCGUUGCUCAGCGGUGCCAGCUCCGUGUCUGCAGACAUGGAAGCCGAGCUGCUCUGCAAGCCAGGGGUUGUUAGUGCCCACCCAUCGCUCCUCGAAACCACAGACUCUCUUACGCCUCCAGCCAUGAACAAGGAGCCAACCUCUGGCUUCCCUAUCGACCAGGUGUUUGUGAACCCUCCUGCCAUGGAUAGUGGCCCAUUGGCUCUGCACCUGGGAGGGAGCGGCUCUCGGGACUCAGUGACAAGCACCCCUGUGGCUAGACCUGUCGAGGAUGACGACGAUGAUGAUGGCAGUGACGAUGGAAUUCUGCUAAUGGCAAAGGCGAAGAAGAAGCCAAUGCCACCCCCGGCCUCCAUCUCACGGCCUCCAGCCUUUUCUGCGCGGCGGCGUGAUACCAAUAUCAGCAUUGCGAGCACGGAGACGGCCAAGAAGAUUCCCGUACACUACGACGAGGGGACGUCGCACUACGAACAAUGA
Messenger RNA from Ilyonectria robusta, 3705 nucleotides. RefSeq lists its product as uncharacterized. NCBI's taxonomy places the organism in Eukaryota, Fungi, Ascomycota, Sordariomycetes, Hypocreales, Nectriaceae. The record is from RefSeq and is a predicted model, not a curated record. The transcript has 2 exons. The coding region runs from base 1 to 3705 and encodes 1234 amino acids. Gene Ontology annotation, biological process: protein phosphorylation. Gene Ontology annotation, molecular function: ATP binding; protein kinase activity.